Molecule: messenger RNA, 1494 nt
Organism: Diaporthe batatas
Lineage: Eukaryota; Fungi; Ascomycota; Sordariomycetes; Diaporthales; Diaporthaceae
Exons: 3
Coding region: 1-1494 (497 amino acids)
Molecular function (GO): iron ion binding; monooxygenase activity; heme binding
Source: RefSeq, a predicted model, not a curated record
AUGGCUUUCAAUACUCUCAUCCUGUCUGCGGGUGUACUUAUCUUUGUUUACGUGGGCCUGUUUAUACUGCAGGAAUGGACACAAUCCAAGGAGGAGCCUCAUAUGGCCGAAGCUGCUGUUCCAUUUUUCGGAUCGAUCCUGCAGAUGAUGACGCAGAAGACAGCGUUCUAUCUACAGAUGAAAGCCAAGUAUCGGUUUCCUAUCUACACUUUACGCAUGCCCUGGGCGAGGAUCUAUGUCGUCAAUGAUGCAUCUCUCAUUUCCGCUGCCCAGAGGCAAUUCCGUGCUCUCAAUUUCCCAGUUAUCAUGGGCAAGGCCAUAGGAAAAAUCGCAGGCACAAGCCCGGCGACCAACGAGAUCAUGAACCGUGACUUGGCAACUGACAACGGCUUUCUUGUCGGGUUCAACAAAGCAAUUCAUUACACUGUCUCCGCUGGCCCAGAACUCGACAGACUGAAUCGAGAUGCUAUACAUUCAUUUGCAACAUCGAUCGACAGGUUUAGCGCAGGCGGCCCGCGCAGCGUUUCCCUCUUCUCUUGGGUUCGGUCUGAGGUUCUCCUCGGCACGACAGACGCAGUGUACGGACCCUUCAACCCAUUCCGAGACCCAAAAAUUGAAAGUGAUUGGUACACCUUUGAGCCUGGGGUGACGACUCUGGCCUUGAAGUUCAUUCCGAACUUCUUGAAUGGCAGGACUAUCCAGGCAAGGGAGCGAAUAGUCGAGGCCUUUCUUGUAUAUUUCCGAGGCGGAAAACACGAGUCAGCGUCUGGAUUGGUCAAGGCUCGCUACGAUUAUAUCGUGAAAAAGCAUGAGAUCCAUGAUCUCGUAGACGUUGCGAGGUUGGAAGUGGCCGGGGCGUUUGGCACCAUAUCAAACAGCUCCCCUGCCGCAUUCUGGUUGCUGUACCACCUGUUCGCCAAUCCGCAUAUCCUCGAAGACUGCAGACGCGAGCUUUCUACCCUUGUGGAGGAGCGGGAUGGCACAUGCUAUCUCGAUGCGAACGGAAUUCCAAAAGAAUGCCCUACCAUUCUAUCCUCAUUCAAUGAGGUUCUUCGUUACCACGGUGUUCAGGUCUCCUUGCGCAAGGUCGUUGAGGACCACGCAUUGGAAGACAAAUACCUCCUGAAGAGAGGGAGUGCCCUCAUGAUGCCCGCCACCGUACAACAUUUCGACCAUGAAAUAUGGGGCCCAAACUCGAGAGAGUUUGACCACAAGCGUUUCAUGCCGCUUGGAAAUGACGGAUAUAGGAAAGGGGCCCAGCGGGCAGCAUUCCGGGGCUUCGGCGGAGGACAUCACCUUUGUCCAGGACGACACUUUGCAACAACAGAGAUAGUGGCUUUCGCUGCCUUGAUUGUUCUUCGCUUCGAUAUGGAGCCAGUAACAGGGACAUGGACUAAGCUGAAAACGGACAAAUUGAGCUCUAAGGGCUCAGCAGUCACGUUGCCGGACAACGAUUUGGAGGUGAUGGUAAAACCAAGGGAUACAAAUAUUUAG